CUACUUGUGACUAACGCGCGCGUGUGGGAUAGUAAAGGUCCGCACCUGUGGGCUGUUGUGUGAACUUUAAUGUUUUUGUGUUGAUUUGCCACUGAAUGCACACAGGAUCUGCGCGGAAUAUAAGGGGUUUGGACGACGUCUUUGAAGCGGACUGUUCCCAGGGUCGCCUGCCUGCCGCUGUUUGUGAGCUGUAUGCGGACUGCGCACGCGGGUCCGCAGUGGCGCUGUUGUAAUUUCACGUCACAUCAAGUUUGAUCAGCGGUCCGAUUGGACGAUCCGCAGCGCUGUCCUGCAUUGAGAAGCUCUCUCGCUUGUUUGCUCGUCCUGUAGCCCGAAUGCACCUCUCCGGCAUCGCGUGAGGGAGUCGGUGCGCAUCUGGCGGAUUUUGUCGUCGGUCUGGAUGUUACUCGUAAGCUGAAGAUUUUUUUAGAGGUCGGCGACAAAAUGCGGCGGCGAGCGCACGCCAGCGUCCUGUUUCUGCCGUGGCUGGUGCUGCAAACCCAGGCAGGCUUUCCGAACCAGAUCAAUAUCGGUGGUCUCUUCAUGCGCUCCACGGUCCAGGAGCACAGCGCCUUCCGCUUCGCCGUUCAACUCUACAACACCAAUCAGAACAUCACCGAGAAGCCCUUUCAUCUGAAUUAUAACGUGGACAAUCUGGAGUCAUCCAAUAGCUUUUCAGUCACGCACGCGUUCUGUUCUCAGUUCUCCAGGGGUGUAUAUGCAAUAUUUGGAUUCUACGACAGGAGGUCAAUGAACACAUUAACGUCGUUCUGCGGCGCUCUGCACACCUCCUUCAUCACUCCGUCUUUUCCCACGGACACAGAUGUGCAGUUUGUCCUGCAGAUGAGGCCGAGCCUCCGAGGGGCGCUGCUCAGUUUGCUAGCCCAUUACAAAUGGGAGAAAUUUGUCUACCUUUAUGAUACUGAUAGAGGGUUUUCCAUCCUGCAGGCCAUCAUGGAAUCUGCGGUGAUGAAUAAUUGGCAGGUUACAGCACGAUCGGUGGGGAACAUAGUGGAUCCGCUGGAAUACCGGCGCAUUAUUGAAGAAAUGGAUCGUCGGCAGGAAAAGCGUUUCCUUAUCGACUGUGAGGUUGAACGUAUUAACAGUAUUCUAGAACAGGUGGUUGUCUCAGGAAAGAACGGUCGAGGAUAUCAUUACAUCCUGGCUAAUCUUGGAUUCUCUAACAUGAGUUUGGAUAAGGUGUUUUCCGGCGGAGCAAAUAUCACCGGAUUCCAAAUCAUAAGUCCUGAUAGCCCGAUGGUACAGCAGUUCCUUCAGCGCUGGGAGCGGCUCGACGAGAGAGAGUUCCCCGAGUCUAGAAACACUCCCCUGAAGUACACCUCUGCACUGACACACGAUGCCAUCCUGGUGAUAGCCGAAGCAUUUCGGUAUUUGAGACGUCAGCGUGUUGAUAUUUCUCGUCGAGGGAGUGCAGGCGAUUGCCUCGCCAACCCGGCUGUACCAUGGAGCCAAGGAAUCGACAUUGAGAGAGCUCUCAAAAUGGUUCAGGUUCAGGGUAUGACGGGAAAUAUUCAGUUCGACUCGUUUGGACGGCGAUUAAAUUACACCAUUGAUGUUUAUGAAAUGAAGCCGGGAGGAGCCAGAAAGAUUGGCUACUGGAAUGAAUAUGAGAAAUUUGUUUAUAUAGUGGAGCAGCAGGUUACCAACGAGUCCUCCUCUGUGGAAAACAGAACCAUUGUGGUCACUACUAUUAUGGAAGCUCCAUAUGUAAUGUACAAGAGGAAUUAUAUGCAGUUGGAAGGGAAUGAUCGCUAUGAGGGCUACUGUGUAGACUUGGCAUCAGAAAUCGCAAAGCAUGUGGGCAUAAGGUACAAACUGUCCAUUGUGGCUGAUGGGAAAUACGGAGCACGCGACCCUGAGACCAAGACCUGGAACGGCAUGGUGGGGGAGUUGGUAUAUGGGAGAGCCGAUAUAGCUGUGGCUCCUCUCACUAUAACCCUUGUCCGGGAGGAGGUGAUAGAUUUCUCCAAGCCCUUCAUGAGUCUGGGCAUUUCCAUCAUGAUCAAGAAACCCCAGAAGUCCAAGCCAGGAGUCUUCUCUUUCCUGGAUCCGCUGGCCUAUGAGAUCUGGAUGUGUAUUGUGUUUGCAUACAUCGGUGUGAGUGUGGUUCUCUUCCUGGUGAGUCGUUUCAGUCCAUAUGAAUGGCACCUGGAUGAGAAUGAAGAGGCGAAGGAUCCGCAGACGCCCCCCGACCCGCCCAACGACUUCGGCAUCUUUAACAGUCUCUGGUUCUCUCUUGGAGCUUUCAUGCAGCAAGGAUGCGAUAUCUCGCCAAGGUCUCUGUCUGGUCGUAUUGUUGGAGGUGUGUGGUGGUUCUUCACCCUGAUCAUCAUUUCAUCCUACACUGCAAAUCUGGCUGCUUUCCUGACUGUGGAAAGGAUGGUGUCUCCUAUAGAGAGUGCAGAAGACCUGGCCAAGCAGACUGAGAUCGCCUACGGUACACUCGACUCCGGUUCCACCAAAGAGUUCUUUAGGCGUUCAAAGAUCGCGGUCUAUGAGAAGAUGUGGUCUUACAUGAAGUCUGCCGAGCCGUCCGUGUUUGUUAAGACCACCCCCGACGGAGUGGCCCGCGUGCGCAAGUCGAAGGGGAAGUUUGCGUUCCUGCUCGAGUCCACGAUGAACGAAUACAUCGAGCAGAGAAAGCCGUGUGACACUAUGAAGGUGGGAGGGAACCUGGACUCCAAGGGCUACGGUGUGGCCACGCCCAAAGGGUCGGCAUUAAGAAGUGCUGUAAACCUGGCGGUGUUAAAGCUGAAUGAGCAGGGCCUGCUGGACAAGCUGAAAAAUAAAUGGUGGUACGACAAGGGAGAGUGCGGCAGCGGGGGAGGGGACUCGAAGGAUAAGACCAGCGCGCUGAGUCUCAGUAACGUGGCUGGCGUGUUUUAUAUCCUGGUGGGGGGUCUGGGUCUGGCCAUGACUGUGGCUCUUGUGGAGUUCUGCUAUAAGUCGCACCAUGAGACCAAAAGCCUCAAACUUGCCAAAAAUGCCCAGAACUUCAAACCAGCUCCUCCAUCCACCGCACAGAGUUUCACCACAUACAGAGAGGGCUAUAACGUCUACGGAACAGAGAGCGUCAAAAUAUAAUGAUUGGAAGCCUGUCCCUUGCUGAUCAUGUGGUAUCUGGAUAGACUGUCCUUCUCUUUGAGUCGACUGCGAUUCCCUUUAGAAAGUGGACAAGCACCCAACCAAAACUCAUCUCAUCAGAACACAUCUGACCACAACUUGAACCAAUAAUCACGCAACAGACUAUCGGAUGGACCAAACAGCCAGCCAGCCGCCCGACCGCCCUCUCUCAGUGCCUUACUGAACCAGUGGCAAAACAUCAGAUCAUGCAGACCAUCUCAUCAAAGUCCUGGAGAUGUUCUGCUGGGUGCUGGGUAUUAAACCAUAUUUCAAUGUAUUUUUAUUUUGAGAGGGAAAGAUGGAAAAGGAGGGAGAGAGAGAUAGACACACAGUGAUGAGAGUUAUGAUUUGGUUGAUAUCAAGAUCAGUGUUCACAGUGUCACAGUAAUGAGUGACAGUCAGCUUGUCUCCAUGACAACUCUCUCUAGAAGGAGUGUCUGCAGACAAACAUUUUAUGCAAAUUGUAUGACAUAUUUUUGAAGGAUUCAGCUUAUUCAUUUAAAGUUUGUGCUAUGAUUCUGUGUCCUCAUCAACAUAAUUGUUAUGAAUAAUGUAAAUAUUAAUUUCAGAUACAUUAUGGCAUCAGAGAAAUAAUGUCAAUAUUGUUUCCCUUCCACAAUUUGCAUUUUAUUAGAGUUCUAAUCAUAGCGUAUUUACUGUAGUGGGAGUGAGUGAGUGAGUGAGUGAGUGAGUGAGUGAGUGUGUGUGUGUGUGUGUGUGAGAGAGAGAGAGAGAGAGAGAGAGAGAAUAUUUCUCUCUGUUGUGUACUAUAAAACCCAACAAGAGUUUAAGAUUCUGAAUUUAUUUGCCAGAAUACUUUAUUAUGAAACAUAGGAAAUAAAUAGUGACAGCACAUUCAUUCAUAUAAGAUCAGCAGCAACAAAAACAACAACAACAAAUCAUAAUCAGUUUUGUUUGGAUCAGUUCUUUUUAAGGUCAGGCUUAGGAAACAACAAAAUGUUUAAUAGUUUGUAAUUAAGUUUUUGUUUUAAAAUACUUUAAUAAACUGCGAUUGUCACUGAGAUAAAAUAUGAAGUGUUAAACUGAUGUAAAAAGAAAAGAGAAAACACAGAUCUUUGAUUUUCUAAAUGCUGAUGAAGUGUGUUUAAAUUCUUAACAUUUGUUUAGAUGGUAAAAUGCGUAUUUAUUUUGAAGAUUUUCUAAAACUGACUUUAGUUUGAUUUCUAAGUGAACUUGCAUGUACAAUAAGGAUGAAAACAGCCUUUCCCUCAAUAAAGCAUCCUCUUCUUCUUAUGCCCCAGCUUCUGAUCCCCCUCACCUCCUCCUCCUCCAUGCCCUGUUAAUAAAUAAAUAAAAAAAAAAACAGAAUAGAAAAUUAUGAAAUGGUCAAGAUAGAUUCCUGAGGAAAAUCUGUCCCUUUGCAUGACUGCAUCCAACUCUUAAACAUUUAAGUAUAUUUUGUAAAUAAAGACAGAUUUAAGACAAA
Carassius gibelio (silver crucian carp) is the source of this 4591-nucleotide messenger RNA. It is a transcript of the gene gria3a, whose product is annotated as glutamate receptor, ionotropic, AMPA 3a. Gene Ontology annotation, biological process: modulation of chemical synaptic transmission; monoatomic ion transport; synaptic transmission, glutamatergic. The transcript has 16 exons. The record is from RefSeq and is a predicted model, not a curated record. Lineage: Eukaryota; Metazoa; Chordata; Actinopteri; Cypriniformes; Cyprinidae. Gene Ontology annotation, molecular function: AMPA glutamate receptor activity; transmitter-gated monoatomic ion channel activity involved in regulation of postsynaptic membrane potential. Gene Ontology annotation, cellular component: dendritic spine; postsynaptic membrane; plasma membrane. The coding region runs from base 445 to 3105 and encodes 886 amino acids.